UUAUGUGAAUGUGGUGUAGAUUUAAUUACCUUUUAGAGUAGUCUUUGAGGUACAAUUAUGUUUCUUAAACUAUUUUUCAAGGAUACAUACUAACGGUACCGAGUCUCCGACACACUUCUAUGCCAAUCUCUCAAUAUGAUGAUGACUCAGGUGGUAACCAUUUAGGAGAACAAGAGGAACUGUGACUGUUGUUUUGGGUUUGCAGUAUCACUUAGCAUCUGCCCCCUGUAGGCUUUGCCAUACCAGCAUGUGUGCAACAACCUAUUUCUAGACCCAUUUAUCACCCUUGUCCAGUCACAAGCUCACAGUCUCUUUGCCCUGCACCCUCUCGGUCCCUUCUCCCUCUUGUCUCACUGUCAGACUUUCUGAAUAGCCAGAAACAUCUACUCCCUCUUUUUUUUUUUUUUUUUUUAAACAAAGGAUACCUGCACUUUUUUUCAGUAUGGCUGAUCGCACAGUUCCCCAUGCAUACCCCAUGAGUGUUAAUUAUGAGAUGUGCACUCCUGCUCGGAUAUAUGACCAGAACUUUGCAGAAGCACUAAGUCCUCAGGAUCUGAUGGCUCCGGUGCUGUACCAUGGAUAUUACAUCCGUCCUCGUAUCAACAAACAGCUGGAGAGGGGCUUCUCGCAGGUGGACAGCGAGGACGACUGGUACCGUGUACUACUAGACGUCUGUCAGUUCACGCCGGACGAGCUGAGUGUGCGAACUGUGGACAACCUACUGGAGGUGACUGGGCGCCAUGCGCAGAGGAUGGACCAACAUGGCUUUGUUUCCAGGGAGUUCACACGCACCUACAUCCUUCCUAUUGGUGUUGACCCACUGCUGCUGCAAGUGUCGAUAUCUCAUGAUGGGAUUAUGUGCAUCCAGGCACCAAGGAAGGUCCAAGAUCUAGAGUCUAAAAUCAAUGAGCUCAAGAUCAAAGUGGUAAAGAAGGGAAGGAAGAGCUGCUAAAAUGGACCGCCAAGUUCAAAUCUUUUUUUUUUUUUUUUAAACAGGGUAAAAGUAAAGCAACACCCAGACUGGGUGGGCAUGGUUUAUACUUGAUUUUUUUUAGGUUUCGCAUCAAUUGAGGCAUAGAUAACUGAGAAAAUGAUGGUGGCUGACAAUAACUUCUUAGAGUAGGACUUUACUAAAUAUACUAAAUAUACUUUUAGAUAAGGGGUGAGAUUCGCAAUUUUCCAAUGGUGCAGCAUCUGUUAAUUUUUGGCCAUGCCUUCUGUCUGGCAAUUUAAAUUUCACCAAGUGUCACUAACAAUGGCCUGAUUUAUCAUACAAAGAAAUGUAUUUAUUAAAACAAAAAGUUUAUAUCCUUACAAUUUUUACAAAGUCCUCACUUUCAGCGAAAUGUAAAGGGAAAGAUUAUUCACAACUACCAUGUAAAAAGUUCACACUUGUCUGAUUAGAUGGUGAUGGUAGCAUUUUCUUCUUCUUCUUCCUUUUAUUUAUUUAUUUUUUAAUUAAACCUGCAUGACAAGUGUUUCUUGAGUUUGGCAUUUUCACUUGCAGAAAUGUAGUGCUUUGACUGGCAGAAUGUAUGUAACAUUGUGUGAGUGUUUUAAAAAACAAACAAAAAAAAAACAUUUUACAGAAAAUGCUACUUAGCAACAUUUUUCCAAUAAGUGCUUCAAUGGAAGUAUCUUCCCUUUUAUAUUUAACCUUAACAUGAAUCUACAGAAACUCUAUAGAAAAGUUGUUAUUCGGAUUUUCCUGUUUUACCUGUAUGC
Ictalurus furcatus (blue catfish) is the source of this 1725-nucleotide messenger RNA. It is a transcript of the gene hspb2, whose product is annotated as heat shock protein, alpha-crystallin-related, b2. The record is from RefSeq and is a predicted model, not a curated record. Lineage: Eukaryota; Metazoa; Chordata; Actinopteri; Siluriformes; Ictaluridae. Bases 443 to 952 code for a protein of 169 amino acids. The transcript is spliced from 2 exons. Gene Ontology annotation, biological process: response to heat; protein refolding. Gene Ontology annotation, molecular function: structural constituent of eye lens; protein folding chaperone.